Messenger RNA from Bemisia tabaci, 7873 nucleotides. Its product is annotated as nonsense-mediated mRNA decay factor SMG7. The record is from RefSeq and is a predicted model, not a curated record. Gene Ontology annotation, biological process: nuclear-transcribed mRNA catabolic process, nonsense-mediated decay. Gene Ontology annotation, molecular function: telomerase RNA binding; telomeric repeat DNA binding; protein binding. Gene Ontology annotation, cellular component: telomerase holoenzyme complex. Lineage: Eukaryota; Metazoa; Arthropoda; Insecta; Hemiptera; Aleyrodidae.
ACUGUCGGUAAUUGAAGCAAUUGUUUUGGAAUUGUUCUCUAAUCUGCGAAAUGGAAAUUUACAAUUUUUUUUACUGCCUCAAAUGAUUUCCUAGUUUGUUUUUCCAUAAUUUCUUUCAGUUGCUGGCUUCCAGUUUCUCACAUUUGAAUAAAUGUGCAUAAUCUCCUCUCAUCACAAUUGGAAUGACUCGCCCAUGUAACUCAUUGGUUAUCUCCUACCUGUUACCACAUUGUCAUGGGUUUGAAAGCAGCUGUCCAAGCUCUUCAAAAAGCGGAAGUUUUAAAAGAAAAGCUGCAUUAUAGCCAAGAUUUACUGAAUGAUAACGACGCUUGGGCUUGUCAGCAGCAGUUACAGAAAAUUUACCAACAAGUUCUAAUCUUGGACUUGGAAUAUGCUCUGGACAAGAAAGUUGAACAGGACCUCUGGAACCAUGGCUUCAAACAUUACAUUGCUGCUAUCCAGCAGCAAACAAAAGACAAGAAAAAUCCAAAACGUGCUGAAUUUCAGGCGCUGCUGUCAUGGUGUCUCGAUACUGCUAGUGGAUUUUACCUGAUGCUGUUGCAAGAAAUUUGCGCUGCAUUUAAUCUAGAUUUACCAUUCAGAAGAAAGGGACUUUAUGGAAGAUUAAAGAAAUUCGAACCAGCACCUUACAUCUCGCAGCCCCAAAGGAAUUCUUGUCAUUACCUCUGCCAAUACUGUCUGGUUCAUUUGGGUGAUCUGGCUCGUUAUCGCAAUGCUAGCCGACAAGCGGAAGCAUUCUACAAGCAUGCUAUUCAACUGAGUCCAAGUAGCGGCCAGCCCUACAAUCAACUCGCUCUUUUGGAAACAAGCCGUGGCGAUAAACUUUCCACUGUUUUUCAUUAUGUGCGAAGUGUUGCAGUUGCUCAUCCAUUUCCUGCUGCCAUUUCAAAUUUAUCCUUGACCUUUGAAAAAUGCCUUGAAACUACGGUCACGACAGAUGGGAAGAAACUAUCCAGCAGUGAAUACAUUGCCCUAUUUUUAAAACUUCAUGCUUUGUUUCACCUUCCGGGAGAUUUUUCUGAAUGUGAAACGCUAGUACGCCUCUUGACAUCCUCUUUGACUUCACAAGUUGCCACUGAGGCAUUUUCCUCUUGGAAGCUAGUUCAGAUGAUGGUGGUCAAUAUGUAUGGAAUGCACCAUUUAAUGAGUGAAGGUACCCAGCUCACAACCGAGCUCACUGCAGAUGAGCGAACUGUCCGAUCGUUCUUGAUAGACAUGAUAGCUGGAUCGUUGAAUGCCUUUCUAAUUUCUGUUUACAUGCUAAAACAAGAGGCGCUUUUGGAGUAUUUUGCUCUUCCAGUCAUCAAAGUCACCCUUGACUUCCUGCGUCUCGACCCGCAAUUGCUCAGUGAGCCUGGGUUUGUGUCUCGUCCUCAAAUAUGGCCCAGUCUUGCAAAGCUGUUGAACAAUCUUCAGCCAAGUUUGAAUAAUUUCAAGGAGAAAUCUUACAACAGUGUGCCUCUACCAGAAGACAAAGAUUUGCAAGGAUUUGUCCCGUUAGAAGAAGCGUUUUCAGGAUUAACGUUCAAUCACAGAGUUACUCAACAUGAUAAGUCAAUCUUGAACAAGCUGAGAGCAUUGCGUUUGGUCAGUUUUGGCAAAUGGUUGGCCAAUGCUCCGGAUCUGUCUCUCUUAUCAGCCAAGGAUGAAGGAGAGAUAACAGUCUUUGAAGCAUCAAGCACACAGGUGCAGCCAUCAGCUGAAUUUUUGCAAGAACUCAAAGAGCUGCAGUUGAACAAACUUGUUACCCCUCCUUCUGGAUCACCAUCACCAUCUUCUGUCACUCCCACGCCCACUCCACCAGAAUUCUUUGAUAAUAAUCAAGUGAAAAGAGGUGGAAUUUUGAAGCCAAGCAGUCUGAAAAAAACCAACGGAGAAGACUUUAAGGGAAAAGGUAGACAAAAUGUUGCCAUGCAGGCAAUUUUACGGAAAAAUAAUGAACACGAUAGUAAACAGGUAACAUUCAAAACGCCAUCACCAACAUGCAGUGUUCAGUCUCAACCGGAGUGGCCUCCGACAGCACCAACGAACACCUCCAACUCCUUUCCCCACAAUUCGCCACCGUUUUUCGAGCGACCUCAAUUUCUACCAAACGCCAGCUCUCCCUCUCCUCACUGCCCAGCUUCCCCGAAAACUCCUCCUGGCCCCCCACCCAACUACCCUCCCACUUUCUGCCCUCCAUCUCAGAACUUAGGCUUUCACAGUCCUCAUUCAAAGUUUUUCCCGCCACAAGUCCACGGAAUGGGAGCCCAGACUCAACCGAUAAAUCCUCCUGUUUUUUCAACUCAGCCACCGCAGGAACAGUUCAAUCCUUGGAAUGGUGUAGUCUGGUUCAAUCCGGAAGAAAAAGACAAGCGAUUAUCAGCAGAACAAGUGCAAAAUGAAAACCACAUGUACAGUGAUCCAAACGCUUUCAGCAGACCGGCAGUCUUAGAAGAGCAAAGAAGUGUGCCACAGAAUGCAGAAUUUAUGAAAAAUGGCAUGUGGGAGCCUGUAAGACCGGCAAGUGUUUACUCAGAGGUGGGUACGUUGAAUACGCAAGUUUCUAAUUCAGUAAACAAUGCUCCUCAGCAGCAGUUGAACACAUAUUCGCUCUUCAGUCCCGCUUGGGGUAGACAACCCUUUAUCGAUGAACCAACAGAGACAUAUCCACCCUCUGAAAAUGCAUUGAAUAUGGCUCUUCUGGCGCACCAGUCUUUAUGGUCAGGACCAGGACCAUCACCCCUGGAGAGACUUCUUGAACAACAGAAGCAACUACGAAACCCAAAAUAAGAAAUUGAAGAGCCACGCUUAGAAGUGGAUUGAAAUUAUUGAUUCAUCUGGUCCUCUGCUUUCUCAGUGGUCUAUUCACUCUCAUCGACAGGCAUCAAGCCAUGAAAAAACUCGUUUCUCAGCAAGGGAAUUUGUGCUGCAGGCGAUCCAUCAAAUUUGGAAGAUGAGUUUUUUUAUAAGUUUGUAUUUUCGUGUCAAUUUCAGAGCGGUGUGUCCUCGUUUCAAAGUCACUUGGAUACUUAGUGUAUCGAUAGAAGAAUCAUCACACUGCACUGACAAUUGAGAAAAGAUGGACCAGCUGCUAAAAGUCUGACCGUGAGGUGGAGCUGUAGGGCUCAUUUCAGUCAGUCACAAAAAAAAAUAUUGAUGAACUUUACUGGAGUACGUUGAUGACAUAUUGACAGGAAUAUUUCUGAUGUGUUUUUAUGUGUUAUCGUAACUAUUUUUGCUUUAUCUAAUGUUUUUUGCUAAUGUCCUAACUUCUCGUUUUUUUUAAAGCAUGCUACCUAUUGCUUAUUCCCUUUUAUUCGGUCUUCUCCUCGUACCUCCCAACUUGGUGACCAAAAUUACCAAUUCCACAGGUGGGAAAUAAUCUAUCAAAGUUGAGUCAAUGCGUUAAUGCAUCUUAUUUCGUCCAACUUUUGGUUAAUAACUUUUCACAAUUUCUAGAAGGAUUAAAUUUGCAACCUUUUACCACGCAAAGAAAGAAUAAUUUUGUUGAGUGACAAUUCAAUUGUGUUUAAAAAUUUUAGGUGCCAAUAAAAUCUCCUCACUGCUGAAUCUAUUUUUGCAGAUUUUUUUUUCUGUCAUUUUUGUUCAAAAUAAAAUGUGCGUUUUUGUUAUUUUGUAUACUCAUCGGAACUUUGAAAAUGAAUUGAUGUCACCAUUAUUUUACAACCUUGGUAGGCUUUUUGAAAAUUUCGAAAAAAUUGAAGUUAUUUUAUUCAAUGUCUUCUCUUUUCGGUCCCUUGAAUUGAAUUUUUUUCCCUCUUAGUUCUUUUUCUUAAUGAUGGCAGUGCGGUGUACUUUUUCGUUUCUACAUCUAUAUUUAUUAAUCUCCUGUAUUCAUAUCCAAGUUUUUUUAUCGGCAGAUUAUUUGGUCUUGUGAAGUUCAAACAGAACCCAAAAAACCUGUUUGAACCUUAUCCUCUUCUAUCUGCAAGCAAAAUUAUCAUAAAUUUUGUCCUUAUUUUUUGCUCCAAAACCUCUAAAAAUUAAAGUACAUUUUGUCAUAAUAUUGAAAGCAAAAGAUUUCCCUUCUACCAAGUCUGAAGCGCAUAAAGUACACCAAAACUCCUUACUUUAACCUAACUUUUUAUCAUUCUGAUUUUUCCCUCUCAUUUUUUCUCAAUGUUCAAUUAUUAUUCUUCAAGUCAUAAUCAUCAGCUCAAUUAGGAUUAUAUCAGUGCCGAAGUGAUUUUGUUUUUAUAUUUAUAUUUAUGGAUCCAAGUCGCUUAGGUCCUUAAUCUAUGUGUUAGGUCAAGAAUAUCGUACACAAUUGUACAAGGAUAAAAAACUGCAGCCGUUAUUGUUUAUGUUCUGGAAUAAUUGAAAAACCAGGAUUUGUAUUAAUUUUCUUGUUGUAAAGAGGUCACAGAGGUCUUUCAAUCAAUAAAUAUUGAUUAGUGUUUGCUGUAAUUGAUGGCGCAUACACGUAAUCUGUUAAAGUGUUAGCUGUAUACUUUUUCAUGUACUCAAAAACCUAUCAAAUAGUAAAGAAGACCAUCUGCUCAACUCUCUAGCAGAUCAUCUAAACGUCUUUCAUACCCUGACCACUAAACAAAGUACGCAUUUAAGCAUUCUCACAUAUGUCUCUUCCUCAUAAUUCUACCUGUAACGCAAUUGGUGCGACGAAAGUUUCUCAUGUGAACUCCAAACCAAGAAAAUAACAGUUUUAUUUAGAAUUGGUUGCAAAAAAUUUGAAUUUUCUACUCACAAAAAAACCAGAGUCUACUUGAAUCAAAUCGGGCACUUCAGCAGUUGUGGCAGACUUCUCAAUUGAGUAGUGUUCCUUUCGCACCCUGUGUCGUUUUAAGUGUCAACAACUUACAGUAGCUGAGCCAAAGUGCCGAGAUUGAUGUUGUAGUAUGUUUACAUUGAAAAGACUGUCACAGUAACAUUUAAUGUGCGUUUUAACUCGAGUAGAUUUUUGUUUUUUCUAUGAACAGGAAGUUAAAAUUUAUGCAUCUAAAAACUUUCAUAUCUUGUUUAGGAGUUUCUUUCAGUGCUUUCGGUUGUGCAAGUCGUGUUUUAAGUAAAAUUUUGAUUAGAAAACACAGGUACAUCAUUAUGCUUAAAUUCGCAUCUUGUCUAUUGGUCCACUGUUAAUGGUUUUAUGUUCGUCACAAAUGAAUUUUUGUACUAUUGAAUAUUGUACAUGUCCUCAACCCCAUUCCCUCCUAACUGUAACCAUCUUAUAUGGUUAAAAAAACGUAAAGAGUAACUGUGACUGAAGUUCCAACAGAGUAAACUGACAUGCUUAGGUGGGAUGACGUUAUAUUAGAAACGCAACAAUUAACCAUUUUUUUACGGUCCUGAAACAAGCAGGUGACUGAUCAACAUGAUGACCUCUUCAUUGUUACCAGGAAUGAUAUUGAAAGGAAGCGUUCUCAGGCAACAAGUACUCUCAUUUGGUAGGAGUGUCAAUUUUUCUAUGAAUAUCGAUUUCCUUCAUUGCUUUUAUUUUAUCAAACCUGAAUUUUAAAAUCGGCAAUGGUGCCCUCGAAAAUACUUUUAAAAUAGAGAAAAUUUGACUUAUUUUAUCUAAUCUAUUUGAGCUUUACUCAGUCGAAUUUUGACAGUAUUCAAAAUUAGCGGAUCAUUUUUUUUUAUCCGCAGCAAGUAGAUCUCAGCAAAAGUUUCAAAUUCUUGCAAAUUUCUUUCGUUUUCUGAGUUAUUGAAUUUAUACAAUUUUCUAGGUGCCAUAUUUAAUCAAAAAAAUCUUCAGGGAUUAAAGAAUUGACAUCCCUAAAUAAUUCAACCAACAACAGUUGAUUCGUCUGAACUGAAUUGCCAAAAUCAAAACUCUUUAGUCCACACCAUCCACAAUCUUAUAGUUGAUCUCAAUUAUUUUAAACUAAUGGAGUCUUGGAGUGAAACAGAUGAUCCUUCAUUUAGCCUCUUACAUUAUGUUUUAGUGCUGAAUGAAGGUAGUGUAUCUUCUCAUGCACUUGAGGAAACUGUCAACUUAGUUGGCAUAAAAUCCAGGGGCAACCGAGAAUUGUAUUUUUCGUAUGACCCUCGAGAAAUAUCAUACAUGGUAGUCAAGGCAUAAUAAAUAAUUUGUAAAAUCAAGAGAAACACAAUGAAAGGAUAAUCAUCAUGAACUUGUCUGUUUGUUGUGUUGACUUCUGAAAUUUGCAUCAGCAUUAAUGAUCUGCCUGUGGUCAAUUUUGGUCAUAGUUGAAGGACUUCUUUUAAUUUGGUUCUUUCAAAAUCGUUAAAUUUUUCACAAUUCAUUCAGUCAGGAUAAUCCGUCACAGUUACAUUUCUCUCUCCUCACUGAUUGUAAGCAUCAUGAACCUCUGGCUUUGCUUUUGAUUUGUGAUUUGCAAAAGUUGCAUAAGUGUAUGCCAUUUCAUUCUCUUGUUCAGUUUGUCUUGGGAAUUCCAAUUUGCAGAUGAGAGCAGUUUUCAUCAGUUUAAAAUACCACAAAUGUAAAGAUUCAAGAAAUUAGAAUUGUGCAUUGUUUUCAAAAUCUGUUUUUAGAAUACGUGCAUUAUUCUCUUCUAAUCAUUUUGAAAAGAAAUGCAUUCAUUUAGUCCUUGACUAUGAUGCCAUCCGUAGGAAGACAUGAAUACAAAAAGAAUCCUCUUUCAAUUUUUAAUAUCAAAUUUUUUAUUUUAAAUUAUAUAGUUCUGCCUUCUACUGUGCUUGCUUUGAUGUUCACUUUAGCUCCCUCUUUCUUUCACUAACUCAGUACCGGAAGAUUCUGAAAAUAAUUUGUUUUCUAUCAGAACUCCUGACUGCAUACAUUUUCAGAGGUGUGCUAAAAUUGAAUUCAAAUCCAACCUUCAAGAAGGUUUCUAAGCUGAAACAGAAAUAUCUUCCUGUAGCUCGCACAAAUACUUUUUGAAGGUUUGUCAUUCUCUGUUCAAUGAAAUCAGGUCAUUUGAUAUCAGUGUCAGUAAAUGAAUGAAAGGUCAUUUAGAGCCAGUUUCAAUGGUAAUUUCAACUUAGUAAUUCAACUCGGUAAUUUCAACUGGUAAUUUCAAUUAGUUCAUUGUCAACUUGAAACAUUUUGAUCGAGAUUAAGUCUUACAAUUGGGGAAUUACAUUUAUUGGUUUUAAACAGAAUGGCUUGAUAGUUUACAGCUUUAAUAAGUUUUUUUCUAAUAUGUGUCUAAGGAGUUUUUUGUUCCAAUUCAGCCAAUAUCUCCGAAGUUUUGAGGAGAGGAUGAGAGUGCUUUCUUUUUUCAAAAUGUUUAAAAUAAAAAAAAAAAAAUCAUUUUAAUUGAUAAAAUGACGUGAACAGAUAUGUGAUGCUUCAACUCUGUAUAAUUUAGAUUACCGCAUUUAAUUGUUAUUGUAAUAUUACCAGAGAAGAUUUAAAAAAAUUUCAUUCGGAAAUUCAUCCGUCAAAACUAGUCCUUUCAUUCAGCCUUUUCAUACUUACAAAAGGUUCUUACACCUCUAGAUCUUUUGCUCUUUUCGUCGCAAAACCUUCUCAUUGGCAAAACUUUACAACCGACCAAUAGUUAAGGCUGCUUGAUAAUAUUACAUUAUUUUGGUCACCUCAUCAGUAGGGUUUCAGUUAUUUCUAAUUGUCGCACCGUAAUAGGUCAUCAUUCUUUACACUAUUUUUGAUGUUAUAUGUUGCUCUAUAACCCUCACAUUGCUGAAAAAUUUGACUUGAAAAAAUUUACUUUUUUGCACUAGCAUUUUGAAUUUUAAAAACUAUGUCAACCAUUGAUCAAUACCUUUUCUAACAAAAUAAGAAAUUGUAUUUUAAAGAAUAAAAUCAACAAUUUUUCUCUCCUUCUUGAAAAAUGAAAUUGUAAUUGUGAAAUCUGUUUACAAUCAUACACAAAAGAAAUCUGAUGUAAUGAACAAUCAAUAAAUUACAAAUUAAUUAAAAAUA